AUGUCGCUUUGGGUACCCCAUACACUUGAUAAAGCCGACGAGCAUCUAUCCCAACGCCAUGCUGCUUCACCCACGGCUAAACAAGAUCGAGAUCGUGUUCUGAUACGCAGCAUGUCCACCGUUUCGCGGCAUCGACCAAUGCAUUACUUAUUCUGCAUGUGUGCACAGCAGCAUGUAUCCAUCGUCGCAUUAAAUAACAUCGGUUAG
Pochonia chlamydosporia 170 is the source of this 207-nucleotide messenger RNA. RefSeq lists its product as hypothetical. The transcript has a single exon. Lineage: Eukaryota; Fungi; Ascomycota; Sordariomycetes; Hypocreales; Clavicipitaceae. The record is from RefSeq and is a predicted model, not a curated record. The coding region runs from base 1 to 207 and encodes 68 amino acids.